This is a messenger RNA of Pieris macdunnoughi, 450 nucleotides long. NCBI's taxonomy places the organism in Eukaryota, Metazoa, Arthropoda, Insecta, Lepidoptera, Pieridae. The record is from the annotation of a GenBank genome assembly.
AUGGUUUUUAAAUUUGGAAUGGGAAUUGCACUAUCCGAACGCUCGGAAGCGCUCAGCGGACGCUUGUCUAAGUCAGCCUCAGAGCUGUCAUGUUCCGCUCCAGUUCACGCUUCUCCGCCUCGAGCCCGCUCUGCUCAUCAUCAUACACCACUCUCUGUUGUACAUAGAACCCAUCAUUUCUUUAGUAAUUUGAAGAACCGUUGGCAACGCAGUAAAAGUCGUGAAAGAUGUCCAGCUGGUACAGUACUAUCCGUAGCACCAGGAGCUGACAGCAGUGGCACGGACUAUGAACACAGUUCCGAACCUACUCCCGCUAACUCACCAUUGCAUAGGAUAAGGCAAGUAGUAGCCAUGGUUGAUGGUGACCCGUUAUCGAGUAACGCAUCGGCCUCUUCACCACAUUGUAGGGAGAGGGACAAACCGAAGCAUGGUCGCCACCACAAGCAAUAA